CAUUUCUGUGAAUAUUAUGUCGAAAUUUCUCAGUUCUAUCGAUCAGUACAUAACUGACGGAUCCAAGAGUUUAAAAGGACCUCAAAUGGCGGCCAUGGCUUCCGCUGUUAUUCGUAUUAUCACUACAGGAGGAAGCAUUAUUAUUGGCCUAAUCCAGGGAAAUGGAGGCAGCAAGUGCACAUAUCAGGAUGUUGUGAAUUUCAACGUGGAGUGCAUUGCUAGUAUCUGGUAUUCGCGUGCUAGUCAGCAUGGCUGGAACACUUUCUUUAACAUUUUGGAUUGUGUUGCCAUGAUCCUUAUGAUUUGGGUUUUCGAUGGAUUGCGCACCAUUAAUAAGGACAAAGAUGUCGGUACUGUGAUGGUUCAGUCUAUGCAACUUGCUACUACGAUCGGUGUUGUCUCCUCUCUUCUUGAGUCUGGAAUUGCUAGCGCUACGAGUUGGAUUGCCGGAGCUUGGGGUGGUCUGCAGGAUAAGAGAUGGUUUGCUGAUUUGGAGAUUGCCUACGUGUUCAGUCGUAACUCUUUUAGCUGGUUGUAUACGAUCGAUGAUCUGAUUAUGGUGGUUCCUUAUUUCUGGUCCUAUAUUCUCUGCCACAAUAACGACCGUAUUCCCGAGGGAUUUGCUAGAAAGGGACUUGUGUUGGCCAUUAUCUCUUUCUUCUUCUUCUUCUCUGGUGUGGUGCAACUGCGCGGAGCAUGGGGCAUCGUCAUGCUUAUUGUUGCUAUAAUCUAUAUCAUCUAUCGUUUCAUCUGGUUAUUCUAUGCUUUCUCUAUUUUCAAAAGAAUGGAAUAAAUUGAAACAAUAGUGG
Blastocystis hominis is the source of this 809-nucleotide messenger RNA. RefSeq lists its product as hypothetical. NCBI's taxonomy places the organism in Eukaryota, Bigyra, Opalinata, Blastocystidae. Bases 17 to 793 code for a protein of 258 amino acids. The transcript has 5 exons. The record is from RefSeq and is a predicted model, not a curated record.